Messenger RNA from Sphenostylis stenocarpa, 1650 nucleotides. The record is from the annotation of a GenBank genome assembly. NCBI's taxonomy places the organism in Eukaryota, Viridiplantae, Streptophyta, Magnoliopsida, Fabales, Fabaceae.
AUGGAAGAAGAUCAAGAAGUGAAGCACGUGUGCAAGUUCUGCAGCAAGAGCUUCCCUUGUGGGAGAUCCUUGGGAGGUCACAUGAGGUCACAUGUCACCAAUGUUUCAACCGAGACAGAGAAGCUUUCAUCUUUCAACAACAACAGCAACAACAAUGGUGGAGAGAGAGACACCGGAAUAAUGGGUUCUGAAGGGGGAACUAGCAAUGGAGGGUAUGGUCUGAGAGAGAACCCGAAGAAGACUUGGAGGUUCACGGAUUCUAGUGAGGACACUUUGUUGGUGUUGGACAAGUUGUGCAAGGAGUGCGGCAAAGGAUUUCACUCUUGGAAAGCUCUGUUUGGUCACAUGAAGUGCCACUCUGAGAGGGUGUCCCAAAACAACAGCAACUUAUUGGAGGAUCAAGAUUCGUGGACUGAUAAUACCAAUGCUAGCCAGAAGAUGGUGUUGGAUGAUAGCCACUCUGACAAUGAAGCCACUGCUCCAAACCGAAGGAGAAGAUCUAAGAGGAGAAGGACAAGGUACGUGGCCCCAUCAACUUCUUCUGUGUCCUUUGUUUCUGAGGCUGAGCAGGAGCAGGAAGAGGUUGCCAUGAGUUUGAUGAUGCUUAGCAGGGAUGUGACUCCUUGGUGUGGUCUCAAUUCUGUUAACUCAUUGCACUUUGAAUCUCCUUCGGUUACAACCAAUUUGGAUUCUAAGGCAGAGGGCAAGAGCGUUGUCUCCAAUGGUUCUGAAAAAAAGGUUACCAAACUAAAGGAUGUGAAGGGGGAAUUUGGCUAUUUGGAUGCUUCAAAUCUCAACUCCAAAGGUAAAAUAAGCUCAGUACUUUUGGGUACUGAGAGUCCUGGAUUUGUGGUCAGCAAGACUUUGGUUUCCAUCCAUGGGAAUGACAAGAAGACUGAGCUAGAUUCUAAUUCUGCAUUUGAGGACAAUGAAAUAGAUGAUGAUAGAAAUAAUAAGUACACUUCAAUCAAGGCAAAGUAUUUGGAUUCUGAAUUGAAGGCAAGUUCUUCGAAGAGUUGGGUGAAGAACAAGUCUCCAGAAGCUGAAUUGAGCAAAAGCUCCAACAAGAGAGGAAAAUUUGAGUGUACUACUUGCAAGAAAAUCUUCCAUUCAUACCAAGCACUUGGAGGUCACAGAGCUAGUCACAAGAAAAUCAAGGGAUGCUUUGCUUCAAGAAAUGAGAGCAGUGAAAACAGCACUGAGUUGGAAGCAGACCUCUCCCCUGACCCAACAACAGAAAGUAAGCUCGUGAAGAAUGAAUAUGUGGAAGAACAUGAAAUGGUUACUGUUACUACUACUACUACCACUACUACUGGUUUUGACAAUGCGGAAGACAUAGUGAGAGAGUCCAAGAAGGGGAAAGGGCAUGAGUGCCCAAUUUGCCUCAAGGUUUUCCCAUCUGGCCAAGCCUUGGGUGGCCACAAGAGAUCUCAUUUGCCUAGUGGGUCUGAGAAUGCUAGAAACUGUCAAAGUCAAACAGUUGUACUUGAGGGAGCAAGCCCAGAGAUUAGGGACUUUUUUGAUCUUAAUCUUCCUGCUUCUACAGAGGAAGAAGGUAAUAGCCAUGGCCAUGCUGAGCCUUACAGACCUUGGUGGGUAGUAGGAGGCAGCGUCAAGCAGGAGGCACUGGUAGGCCUCAUUUCUAACUAA